Symbiodinium necroappetens is the source of this 1776-nucleotide messenger RNA. The record is from the annotation of a GenBank genome assembly. NCBI's taxonomy places the organism in Eukaryota, Dinophyceae, Suessiales, Symbiodiniaceae.
GCAUUGAAGGUGAAGGUGGAUUACGACACCGACAUGGUGUCUGUGCUGGGCGAGCCGUGGACAACGGUCCUAAAAGGGCCGAAGGGAGAACAUCUCCUAGCCCUGGACGACGGCAUGAACGAGGACACCCUCGUCGAUUACGACUUCGACUAUGAUUUCCUCGCCGACGGUGUUCUCCACAGCCUCGGGGACUACCUCAAGCAGUCGGGCCGAGUAGGCCCUGUCUUCAUGGAUGAGAUUAUGUUGGAGGAGGACGAGCCGACUAUCAACCUCCUCGACGACAAUGCUCAGGAGCUGAUUCGGGAGAAUUCCAACCUCACGCCCGCUGUCGAGCGGUCCCCGCUGCCCGCUGCCUUGUGGAAGAGCAUCAUUUUCGGCAUCAACCGCUCUAAGAACAACAUCAACAGGCAGCUCGAGACCCGGACCUUCGAUCUGCCGGAGUGGAACUUCGAGGAUGCCAGCCAUAGACGAUCUUUCUUCGAGUUGCUGGAGAAAGAGGACCUCGACGUUCUACAGGCAACCAGGGACUUUGAGCGCCAUACUCACCUCCUCUUCGUGAGACGAGUUUUUGAGGUCAUCGUGGACCAGUGCGCUUUGGGAGCUGCCCUACCGGAUGCCUACGGGAACCAGAUCCCCAUCAAGAAGGCUACGCAGCUGGUAGUGAAGCACCAGCUGCUCACGGAGACUACAGGUGUGAUGGAAGCCACCGCCACCAGUGCCUACUACGCCCACUUUAUCUACGGCAACUCUACGGCAGAAGAGGCACUCCCAGCCUCUGACGUGGACAUGGAGGAGUACGAGCCAUCGGAAGCACCACCAGAGGAUGACGAUCUCUACCCCCUCAAGACGGCCGGCGACCUCAACGACAUCGACCUCCCGACCAACAAGGACAUUGAGGCAGAACGCCGUUUUUUUGGACGGGGCGAACCGAGGGCGGAAAUAGACCCGACACAGUCAGAGUCUACUUCCGCACAUCCCAUUGCACAACCAGAUCCACCACAAUCAGAGUCUACUUCCACACAUCCCGUUGCACAACCAGAUCCACCACAAUCAGAGUCCACCCCGACGUCUGUCAAGCUCACUGGGUGUCUCCAAAAGCUAGAGUGCAGGACACCAGCAGAGGCUCAGCGCAUUGUUGCCCGUCUGCACAGGAACCUUGGACACCCCAACAAUCGAGAUCUACGAGUGGUGUUGGCACAGAGUGGAGCCAACAGACUGGUGGUUGAGACAGCCGAGAACCGAGAACUACCAGUGUCCCACGUGUCGGAAGCUGGCGCCCCCGGUACAGGUUCCAAAGACUACACUGCGGACCACCUUCCGCUUCUCAACGAAAGGCUGCUCUCCGACACGGUGUGGCUACAAGUGCUGGACAAGACCGUCCCAGUCAUCACCAUGAUGGAUGCUGCGACCCGGUAUGUUGCCGCUCGAGUGGUGCGAAGGGAGGCCUCCACUGACUUCCUACAAGCUCUGGAGAGGGGUUGGAUCCGUGUCUUUGGUCCACCGAGGACUCUGUUUGUCGACAGCCACCGUGCAUGGGGGAGUGAUGAAGUGAUGCGCUACGUGACCGAGCAGGGGAUUGAGCUGGUGAUCUCCCCUGGCGAAGCACAUGAGCGCUUGGCUCAACUGGAGUCAGAGCCUCUCGGUGGGCGGCUUCAGCCCCACGCAAUGGGUUCUUGGCUAUACCAGCCCAACAUCCCUGACAGCCUCCUGGACUCCAACGUCAACUACAGCCACCUGGAUCCGACCGAAGCCUUCCAACACAAGAUGCAGUGCAAG